Empidonax traillii (willow flycatcher) is the source of this 2847-nucleotide messenger RNA. It is a transcript of the gene MAP3K7, whose product is annotated as mitogen-activated protein kinase kinase kinase 7. Lineage: Eukaryota; Metazoa; Chordata; Aves; Passeriformes; Tyrannidae. Gene Ontology annotation, molecular function: MAP kinase kinase kinase activity; magnesium ion binding; ATP binding. The transcript has 17 exons. Gene Ontology annotation, biological process: protein phosphorylation; positive regulation of canonical NF-kappaB signal transduction; JNK cascade. The coding region runs from base 97 to 1944 and encodes 615 amino acids. The record is from RefSeq and is a predicted model, not a curated record.
GCCGCGCCCCGCAUAGCCCCGGCCCUCGGCUGCCCGGUGCCGGACCCUCGCGUAGCCCCGGCCCGGGCCUCUCCUCCCCGCGGUGAAAGAGGAGGCAUGUCCGCUGCCGCCUCCGCUGAAAUGAUUGAAACCCCCCCGGUCCUCAACUUCGAAGAAAUCGACUACAAAGAGAUCGAGGUGGAAGAGGUUGUUGGAAGAGGAGCCUUUGGUGUGGUCUGCAAGGCAAAAUGGCGAGCUAAAGAUGUAGCCAUUAAACAAAUAGAAAGUGAAUCUGAAAGAAAAGCCUUCAUUGUAGAGCUUCGACAGCUGUCACGAGUGAACCAUCCCAACAUUGUCAAGUUAUAUGGAGCCUGUCUAAACCCAGUGUGUCUUGUCAUGGAAUAUGCCGAAGGAGGUUCUCUAUACAAUGUGCUGCAUGGUGCUGAACCUCUGCCUCAUUAUACUGCUGCACAUGCCAUGAGUUGGUGUUUACAGUGUUCCCAAGGAGUGGCAUAUCUCCACAGCAUGAAACCAAAGGCUCUAAUUCACAGAGACCUGAAACCACCAAAUUUGCUCUUGGUAGCUGGGGGGACAGUUCUAAAAAUCUGUGACUUUGGUACAGCCUGUGAUAUUCAAACACACAUGACCAACAAUAAAGGAAGUGCUGCUUGGAUGGCACCUGAAGUUUUUGAAGGUAGCAAUUACAGUGAAAAAUGUGACGUUUUCAGUUGGGGUAUUAUUCUCUGGGAGGUAAUCACCCGUAGAAAACCUUUUGAUGAGAUUGGUGGUCCAGCUUUCCGAAUAAUGUGGGCAGUUCACAAUGGUACUCGGCCACCUCUGAUCAAAAACUUACCUAAACCAAUUGAGAGUUUAAUGACCCGUUGUUGGUCCAAGGAUCCCUCGCAACGACCAUCCAUGGAGGAAAUUGUUAAAAUAAUGACACACUUGAUGCGGUACUUUCCAGGAGCUGACGAACCUCUGCAGUAUCCUUGCCAGUAUUCAGAUGAAGGCCAAAGCAACUCUGCCACUAGUACAGGUUCAUUCAUGGACAUCACUUCUACAAACACAAGUAACAAGAGUGAUGCUAACAUGGAACCAAGUGACUUCCAAGGAGCUUCUACCAAUGACACUAUUAAACGUUUAGAGUCAAAAUUGGCACAACAAAUCAAAACCACAACCAAGCAGCCGGGUGAUCCUGGCCGUUUGAGUUUACCCCCAUCUCGUGGGAGCAGCGUGGAGAGCUUGUCAGAUGUUCGUGCACGACCACCGUCAGCCCUUGUUUCCGGAGAAGCCAAAAGGAUGAGUGCUGACAUGUCUGAAAUAGAAGCAAGAAUAGCUUCCAUCACAGCCUAUUCCAAGCCUAAACGAGGCCAUCGUAAAACUGCUUCAUUUGGCAACAUUCUGGAUGUCCCUGAGAUCAUCAUACCAGCAGGAAACGGACAGCAGAGGCGCAGAUCCAUUCAAGAUCUUAGUGUUGCUGGAACAGAGUCCAGUCAGGAGAGUAGAAACAGCAGUAGAUCAUCUAGUCCUAGUGUGAGAAUGAUCACUACCUCGGGACCAACCUCUGAAAAGCCAACUCGUAAUCCAUGGACACCUGAUGAUGCAGAGACCAAUGGGUCAGAUAACUCCAUCCCAAUGGCAUAUCUUACAUUAGAUCAUCAGUUACAGCCUCUAGCACCGUGCCCAAACUCCAAAGAAUCUAUGGCUGUGUUUGAACAGCACUGCAAAAUGGCACAAGAAUAUAUGAAAGUUCAGACAGAAAUUGCAUUGUUGUUGCAGAGGAAACAAGAACUAAUAGCAGAACUGGACCAGGAUGAAAAAGACCAGCAAAACACAUCCCGUCUGGUACAAGAACAUAAAAAGCUGUUAGAUGAAAACAAAAGUCUCUCAACAUACUAUCAGCAAUGCAAAAAACAAUUAGAGGUCAUCAGAAAUCAGCAACAGAAACGGCCAGGCACAUCAUGAUUUCCUGGGACCUUUCAAAUGAAAAAUAUGCACAGAAAAGACUGAUUUAUUUUUUUUUUUUAAUUGAUAUUAUUAUCCCUUAUUAUGACAGCUCUUGAGUGUUAGCUUCUUGGUGUGAUCUGUACUUGUCUGCUACACUUAACAUCAUUUAAUUUUCUCUUUCCUAUGGUGGACAUCCAGUUCAACAGGUUAAUCGAAUAAGGUGAGAAAACAGUGACUUCAAUUAACCAACAGCCCUCAGUUGAAAGCAAGAAGAGUGGCUGCUUGCAUGCUCCUUGUGUGAAGGCUAGCCUAACAAGUGUUAAGGAGGCUGCUAAAUUUCAAGACCCUGUUUUUAGUUUUUGGUGUUACCUCAAUAAGAGCAAAAAAAAGAAAAAGACUUUCCUGUUUAAGAAUGGUCUUGUUCCAGUGUCUCAUCUCAAACUAUUAUUAUGAUGAUUGAUUGUUUUCAGGACUUAAACAGGCGCCAGGCUGCAGAGGUGAUGUUGGCUGACCACAGUAAUUAGUGAUGCCUUUUACCUGUAGACAUAGUGUAUUUUUUCCACAUGCAGAAUGAUAGGCAAACUGAUGCCAGCAUCCUUGGUUCAGUGCUUGAGAGCCCUGCAUUUUGACUAAUAUGUUUCUUGUAAUCUUGCUUUCAUAAAAUAUUUGAAGUAAAAGACUGUAUUUUGUUUACUUUCUUGCGGUGAAUGACAUGCAGUUUCACUUAAUUACCGGGCAAAAGUUAUGAAGGUGAUUCACUGGGCAAAGUUGGUCCCUUGUGAAAAGAGGAAGGAUCUGUGGAAGAGAGGAAGAAUGUGUGGAAGCAUGUUUUAAACCUUUAAAGCUUUUGUCCCUGUAGCAUCUUGGGAUGGAAAUUCAGAAAGAAAAUUAUUACAAAACUUGAAAUACUUGCUCCCUUUA